Messenger RNA from Elgaria multicarinata webbii, 5102 nucleotides. RefSeq names its product serine/threonine kinase 38 (gene STK38). The transcript has 14 exons. Gene Ontology annotation, biological process: peptidyl-serine phosphorylation; intracellular signal transduction. NCBI's taxonomy places the organism in Eukaryota, Metazoa, Chordata, Lepidosauria, Squamata, Anguidae. Bases 113 to 1510 code for a protein of 465 amino acids. The record is from RefSeq and is a predicted model, not a curated record. Gene Ontology annotation, molecular function: ATP binding; protein serine/threonine kinase activity.
AGGGCUCUGGGAACUACUUUCUCUCUCGUGUUUGGGGCCUGAGAAGGAAUUAGGCGGCGAGGCUUCUCGCUGAUACUCCCCUACCCCGGUAGGAAGGGGGGUGUCUGUAAUCAUGGCGAUGACUGGUCCAGCACCUUGCUCCUCUAUGAGCAACCAUACUAAGGAACGAGUUACAAUGACAAAAGUGACACUAGAAAACUUCUACAGUAAUCUGAUAGCACAACAUGAAGAACGGGAAAUGAGACAAAAAAAGCUAGAAAAGGUGAUGGAAGAAGAAGGCUUAAAAGAUGAAGAGAAAAGAAUGAGGAGAUCAGCACAUGCCAGAAAGGAAACAGAGUUUCUGCGCCUGAAAAGAACCAGACUUGGUUUGGAAGAUUUUGAAUCUUUAAAAGUAAUAGGCAGAGGAGCAUUUGGAGAGGUGCGGCUUGUUCAGAAGAAAGACACUGGGCAUGUGUAUGCAAUGAAAAUCCUACGCAAAGCAGACAUGCUUGAAAAAGAGCAGGUUGGCCAUAUUCGAGCAGAGCGUGACAUUCUAGUGGAAGCAGACAGUUUGUGGGUUGUAAAAAUGUUCUAUAGCUUUCAGGAUAAGCUAAACCUCUACCUAAUCAUGGAGUUCCUGCCUGGAGGUGAUAUGAUGACAUUAUUGAUGAAAAAAGAUACUCUAACAGAAGAAGAGACUCAGUUUUAUAUAGCAGAGACUGUGCUAGCUAUAGAUUCGAUUCAUCAGCUGGGUUUUAUUCAUCGUGAUAUCAAGCCAGAUAAUCUUCUCUUGGACAGUAAGGGCCAUGUGAAGCUAUCAGACUUUGGUCUGUGCACUGGACUAAAGAAAGCACACAGAACAGAGUUCUAUAGAAAUUUGAGCCACAAUCUUCCUAGUGACUUCACUUUUCAGAAUAUGAACUCCAAAAGGAAAGCAGAAACUUGGAAAAGAAACAGACGGCAGUUGGCCUUCUCUACUGUGGGAACUCCAGACUAUAUUGCUCCAGAGGUCUUCAUGCAGACAGGCUACAAUAAGCUUUGUGACUGGUGGUCACUUGGGGUCAUCAUGUAUGAGAUGCUAAUUGGUUACCCCCCUUUCUGUUCAGAGACUCCUCAAGAAACAUACAAGAAAGUAAUGAAUUGGAAAGAGACCCUAAUAUUUCCUCCAGAAGUUCCAAUCUCUGAGAGAGCCAAAGAUCUUAUUCUAAGAUUCUGCUGUGAAUGGGAACACCGAAUUGGUGCCCCAGGUGUUGAAGAAAUUAAAACAAACCCCUUUUUUGAAGGAGUUGACUGGGAGCAUAUCAGGGAGAGACCAGCUGCAAUAUCCAUAGAAAUCAAAAGUAUCGAUGAUACAUCAAACUUCGAUGAAUUUCCAGAAUCUGAUAUCCUUAAACCAGCAGUGACCACAAGUAACCAUCCAGAGACAGACUACAAGAAUAAAGACUGGGUCUUUAUCAAUUAUACCUACAAGCGUUUUGAAGGCCUGACAGCUCGAGGGGCAAUACCAUCCUACAUGAAAGCGGGAAAGUAGUGGCUCAUGAUGGAACUAUUCCUGGACUUUCAUUCUUGCUUGUCAACACAAGUUUUCUUCUAUGCUUCAAAAACUGUACCUGAGGGCUGUGAACUCUUGAAGAGUGCAGGAUAACAUCUUAUGCAAUGUGUUUACAUUACAACGGAUUUAUCAAUGGAAAACUUCCACAAACUGCACUUACUGUCUGCCUUUGCAGAUUUUUUUGCGGAUAUAGGUUCUUCUGGCUUUAGUUAAAAUACUUAAGACUGCUACUUAUCAACAUCGAGGAAAGAGCAGGCUUUUACUUACUAAUGUGGCAAAGCAUAGCAUGAUUGUGUUUUAUGUGUUCUAUCUUAGAAGUGCUGUGUGAAGGUACAGCACUGUUCUAAGGGCUAUGGUAUUAUAGAGGAAACAGAGCAAUAACUAGUAUGAAGUAGACCAAACUCUCAGUAACUUAUCCUAUAUGAGGGCAAAACCUAUAUUGCCUUAAAGGUCACUCUAGUGUUUUAUACUUUCUUCAAAAGCUUUUUGGAUAGCAUCUUUUCAACCCAACAAUAGCCUCAAAACCUGCUGCACUUUACUUUUGGUACUAAAAUAAUGAUCCUAAAAGUAUUAUGCUUUUUUCUAAAUUUCAGAUUUGUGGAAUAUUAUGCUUUUUAUAAAAAAAAAAAAUCAAGAGCGCUGGGGGUAAUUUCUUGUAAAAUGUAUUUUAUGUAACUAACACUUUAUCUACCUGGUAAAAAGCAGAUCACUGGUAAUAACAGUGUUAGCAUACCCUAGCUAAUACUGUAAGAAUGCCUGUCCUUAUAGAUUUGGUAGUAGAUCGGGAAGAGGACUUCCUUCCCUCUUUCACUAAUCAAAGCCAGGGAGUUACUUCAGGCAGAGAAUGAUAAUGUAUAUGGUUUUAGCUAAUGGUGUGUGAGAUACUUUGGCUCUUCAUCCUCCUUAAGCUUGGAGGCUGAGAGCCCAUAAGUGCCUUCACAGUACUUCCCGUUGAGAUCUCCUAGGGUAAUGGGGACUGUUUUAAUUAAACUUGAUUGUUCAAAUUUUCUUUGUGGUGUAGUUCCACACUUUGGACUUUGCUUGUGAUCCUAGUUUAAUUUUAUUCAGAUAGUCCAGGUGAACUCCUGCCCUCCUUGUCUCUGUAUGAUACAGGAGACUGUCAUCAUUUAGUAUCUCUUUCACAAUUUUCACUUGCUGUCCUAUGCAUGUAACUAUCUUUGAAGUAGUUCUAGAUGAUAGUAAGCUCCAGAUAGAUGGGGUAGUUGUAUAGGAAGAAAUCUAGUGCAUUCGGGAACCAAAAAGAAAAGGAAAAUUAACAGUUGAGGCCUAAACGUAUGUUUUCGGACAUUCCAGAUACACCAGAAUAUUUAUCAGGUGAUUUAGUAAAAACGUGAAGCUUUCCUUUAGUAUUGUGUUCUGGCAGCUUUAUUUAUUGAUGAAUAAGUAGGCUAAAAGCAACUGAAGUGCUUAGUUCUCACAUCAGAUGUAGGGCCCAGGAUUAAUUGUUGAAAUUUAGGAGGCACUUGUCAAAGACCAUUGUAGUCUCUGCCUUUAGAAAAACUGAUAAAGACUGCUGUGGUAUCUCGGUGACAGAUAUCUUAGCCAUUCUCACUGAAGUGGUUCAACGGUAUUUGAUUUUGUCCUUAUCCUACUGGAGUCUGUGGAACUGUUUUCCCAGAAUAAUAAAUAAAAGCUGUUUUAGUAACCAUUGUAGAGCCAUAUAGAGUGACAUGUCCUGAGAUGCAGUGUCCCACAUGCCUCCUAGAUAAAGUGGUCUUAAGUACUAGUCUAAAAUGGGUUGUCAUCCAUCCCCCUGUCCCUUGCAUUUUGCCCAUCAUUAUUAUUGCUAUAAGUUUUUGCUGUCUAUCUUGGUACUCCACUAAAUCCAGAGAUUCUGCCACUUAACCAGUUUUCUCAGUGUGGAACUACACAGAAGCUUCAGUAAGAAGGAAACUAAUUAAAUAUUUUGCAUUUAAGCUUUUUUCUAAGAAAUGUAUUUAGUGAGAGGUUACAAGGAAGUAACUCUUGUUCCUGCUUUCAUGUACCCUCUGUGCCUGGUUUAUGCUUAUUACUGUACUCCAAUGACGUGUCCCACCUGUGGUGGGGCUAGAAUUUUGCUUAUUUGCUAUAUAAUGAUGGGUUUAAAUUUCUGGUGCUUGCUGAAUAUUGAAAACAUGUAGCAUACAUAACUGGUGCUUAUAAAGCCUUAACGAAAAAGCUGUAGAAGACCUCAGGAUAACCUAAUUGCCUAGAGACCUGCCUAGCCAACAACCUGCACAAAAGGGAAGAAAACAUUGUUGCCUGCCGCUUCUUUAAGUAAUUCUUCUGCGUUAUUACUAUAUAGAAAAGCAUCUCAGUGCCACAAUAUGGCAAGCAUUGUAUGUUUGUGAGUAAAUUAAACUACAAUCUAAGACACAAUUUUCUUUUACAAUUAGGAAUUCCUGGAAGAUUUAAUUUGUUUUGUAGUGAGAAUGAAUCGAGCAUAUUGCUGCAAACAAGAGUCUAGUCUUGAGCCUUGUAGUUUCAGCAGCAGCCAAGAUUACAGUUGACUCUCCAGAGCUCACCUGCUGUGUUCGAUUGACACCAUCAUUGUGAUGAAUGGAAGCAGCUCACAAACAAGCACAGUACGCAUCAAGAGGCUUGUGAAAAUGAGAUUUAUGCCCUUGAAAAUCCGUGAUCUGUUCUAUUUGGUUUUUAAGCAAACAAACACCCAGCCAGCGAUUUUGCCCUCACAAGCAUUAUAAUGUGGAUUCCUAUGGCCGUUUUUUAAAAAACAAAACACUAAAACAGGGUUUUCACCAAGCAGGCCAUAUAUUUGCAAAUGUAACGUUGGCUGUCUUAACUGCAAUUAAGGGAGUGCUCCACAUGAGCAUCCCUGCAGUAAACAUCCCAUUCCCAUCUUUAACCACAGUUAAACUUACAUUGGUAUUGACCUUAAGGUAAACUAAGGCUCCCAUUUAACUACGAUUUGAAACCAUUGUUUUAAAUUUUGGUUAAACAGGAACUCUGAUAAACCUUAACUGCCAUUAUUGUCAAGGCCAAUGCAAACAGAAGGGAGUGCAUAAUCCUCAAUUGGCUCCCAAUCUCAUAUUGCUGGCUCUGUCACCCUGCAACCCAUAGUAAAUUCUUGCAAAAGGGUCACUAUCUUAGUAGAUGGCACACUUCAUUCUUUGACAAGUUUUAGAUAUAGUAGCCAAGUAAUUACACAACUUACUAGUUCUGCAAGUUGAUACAUUUUGCUGUUUUCUGCACUAUUAAAUGCUGGUGUUACUUCAGCAUACCCCAAAAGCUGUAAACGUUUUGGCAAGUGUGAGUACAGGAGAAAAUAAAAGUUCUGACUGAAAUAAAUAUAAAAAAUACUGCCAGUUGUGUGUGGUUCCUAGCAGAGUAUUGCACUUAGGUACUGAUUAACCAAUGUGCCUGGGUUCUGCCUUAUUUUGGCAAGUGAGAAUUAUUUUGUAUUCGCAUACAGCUGUUACUAAUUGCAAUGUACAAUUUGGUAUACUUUGUAUGUGAUCCUUGGGUUUUGUGUGAAGACGAAGUCUUUUAUGGAACAAUCUUUGCAUUCUGAACUGUUUAAAUUCCUCUUCAAUAAAUGUAGUUUUGCUAA